GUCCGCAGCCAGGAACUGCACCAUAGCUUGGAAUAUUCACUCUAUCUGCUUACUUCUCGCGUCUACAUCAACAAUCAAGUUCGAACCGAUCCUCAAGCAAGGCCAUGUCCCGACAACGGCCGCCGUCUCGAGCCACCGAUCGAGUGGCACUCAAUCCUCUCUCCGAACCCCUUCGACCGUACUCUGGCUACUCGGGUAUCAGCACCCGUCGACACGAGGAUGGCGGGGAACGUCCGAAUUCUCCGGACAAUGGCUCGUACUUGGGGGCAGAUCGUACGUACGAUUGGGAUCGGUCUGUGGAGGAGAUCUACGAGGAAUCACAGGAGCGAAUUCCCGAAGAUGACCCAUUAGCUAGUACGGUAGUCAAAAAUCUAUCACCAGUGACGAAACCGUAUUGGAAGUUGAGUGCUUCGGAAGUCGCGCGAGAGCGCUACCAGCGAGUACUCUCCGAUGCCUCAGUCGAGACCAAAUCAGAGCGGAAAGUCGCUAGUUAUCGCGAGCUGACUCGAUCUCUAAGGAAGGCGAAUGGUCCUUUUGGUAAGGAACUAGAACUGCUGGAUAACGCGAUUCUAUUCGUCCCACUGGAGAAGAGGCGUAAGCAAGCAAAGGAAGCGUUCACGCUCGCUGGGAAAAGGCCACCUACUCUUCCCCAAUGGAAUCGCGAGAAUGACCUCGAUCUAGCUUAUCGCUCGUACAGUUUCGAAGGUAUUAUUCGAUUUUGCUACAGGUAAGAUUCGAGGUACUGAAACCACAGAUGAGGAGGAAGAGGUUCCU
Schizophyllum commune H4-8 is the source of this 774-nucleotide messenger RNA. RefSeq lists its product as uncharacterized. NCBI's taxonomy places the organism in Eukaryota, Fungi, Basidiomycota, Agaricomycetes, Agaricales, Schizophyllaceae. The record is from RefSeq and is a predicted model, not a curated record. The transcript is spliced from 3 exons. Bases 105 to 731 code for a protein of 208 amino acids.